Molecule: messenger RNA, 5193 nt
Organism: Knipowitschia caucasica
Lineage: Eukaryota; Metazoa; Chordata; Actinopteri; Gobiiformes; Gobiidae
Source: the annotation of a GenBank genome assembly
AUGAAGAUUCAGGGUCUGAGCCAGAAAGUUUUUACACUGAUGAAGAGUUUGAUUAUUGUGAUCGCCAGGAUCCGGCUGAAGACUGUGAAGAGUUUCCACUUCCGUCCACUUCUUCGGCUAGCACCUCCACUGCCUUUGUUCCCCACUUCACACCUCCAACACCUUCACUGCUCCCCUCCCCCACUUCCUCUUCAACAAGGGGCCAAACGACACGUAGAAGCGCAUCUACAGGCCGCAGCAGAUCUACAGGCCGCAGCAGAUCUACAGGCCGCAGCAGAUCUGCAGGCCGCAGCAGAUCUGCAGGCCGCAGCAGAUCUGCUGGCCGCAGCAGAUCUGCAGGCCGCAGCAGAUCUGCAGACCGCAGCAGAUCUCCACCACGGCCCGGGCCUGCACUUGAUCAAGCCAGUUAUGUUUCGAGACCGGUACCAGAUCAUCUCCUGGAACAUCCACAUUAGCGACCCGGAGCAGGAUGUUGAAAAUGACCUGAAGAAAGGAACUCCCCAGCAUGAUAAACUAUUCAGACUAAAACCACUUCUGGGCACCAUCCUGACAGCAUGCAAAACAAACUUCCACCCAAGACAGCACAUUGCCAUUGAUGAAAGGAUGGUGGCAACAAAGGCCCACACAGGGAUGACGCAAUAUAUGAAGGCCAAGCCGACAAAGUGGGGUUUCAAACUCUUUGUCUUGGCAGACAGCAGCAAUGGCUAUACAGUGGACUUUGCUAUUUACACGGGGAAGUCCCAGUUUUCCUCCGGUGUGGGACUUGCAUACGAUGCUGUCAUUUCACUUGUAAAUUCCUCAUUCCUGGGCGGCGGAUACGAAUUGUAUGUGGACAAUUUCUACACAAGCCCAAAACUGUUCAUGGACUUGUUCAGUAUGAACAUCGGUGCUUGUGGCACAUACAGGGAGAACAGGAGAGGAUGUCCCCGCGUUGAAAAUAACUCUUUGAAAAAGAAAGAACAAAGGGGCACAAUGAGGUGGAUCAGAGAGGGCCCUCUGGUUUUUGUGAAGUGGAUGGACUCCCGUGAAGUUUCCAUCUGCUCCACCAUCCAUUCGGCUUUCGAAGGUGAAACGGAUGUAAAGUCCACGUUUUUCCAGUUUGGGGCGUCCAUCCAGCAGGAGGCGCUGCUCAUGCUGAACAUCAUGGAGGAGUACGACUGGCAUAUCUUUUCCAUAGUGACCUCCAAGUACCCGGGUUAUCAGGAGUUCAUCAACGUUCUCAAAACCACCGUGGAUAACAGCUUUGUGGGCUGGGACCUGCAGAACAUCAUCAUCUUGGACGCCGUGGAGGAGGACAGCCGCUCGCAGAUCAUGCUGAAGAAGGUUCAGUCCCCCGUGGUUCUCCUCUAUUCCUCCAAAGAUGAAGCAAUCAUUAUCCUGGAGGAGGCGCGCUCGCUGGGCCUUACCGGAUUUGGAUACAUCUGGAUAGUACCGUCCGUCACAACUGGCAACACGGAGAUAACCCCGGAGGACUUCCCGUCUGGGAUGAUUUCGGUGUCCUACGAUGAUUGGGACUACCCUAUAGAGGCAAGGGUGAGAGAUGGACUGGGCAUCAUCACGUCGGCAGCGGCGGCCAUGUUGGACGAGCACGGAGAUAUCCCGGAAGCGAAGACGUCGUGUUAUGGCCCCCUGGAGAAGACGAAUAAGCUCCCGCCCAGCGCACUGCACAAGUACAUGAUGAACGUAACAUGGGAUGGCAGAGACUUGUCGUUCACAGAGGAUGGAUACCAAGAAAACCCUAAACUGGUGGUGAUCGUGCUCAAUAAGGAGAGAGAGUGGGAGAAGAUGGGUAAACUGGACAACCGCAGCCUGACCCUCAAGUACCCUGUGUGGCCUCGCUUUAACUCUUUCGGAGACGCGGAGCUGGACGACAAUCACCUGUCCAUCGUGACUCUGGAGGAGAAGCCCUUUGUGAUCGUGGAGGACGUGGAGAGGCUCACGGGGACCUGCAUGAGGAACUCUGUGCCCUGCAGAAAGCACAUCAAGGACAACUCGACUGAAGCUGGUGGAACAUAUAUCAAAAAGUGCUGUAAAGGAUUCUGCAUCGACAUUUUGAAGAAAAUUGCUAAAUACGUGAAAUUCACCUAUGACCUGUACCUGGUAACCAAUGGCAAACAUGGAAAAAAAAUCAACAAUGUCUGGAAUGGGAUGGUGGGAGAGGUGGUCUAUAAGAAAGCCGUCAUGGCCGUCGGAUCUCUGACGAUCAAUGAGGAGCGUUCUGAGGUCAUCGAUUUCUCCGUCCCGUUCGUGGAAACCGGGAUCAGUGUCAUGGUCUCUCGUAGCAACGGAACAGUGUCUCCAUCAGCUUUUCUUGAGCCAUUCAGUGCAUCAGUGUGGGUCAUGAUGUUUGUGAUGCUCUUACUGGUCACUGCAAUGGCUGUCUUCAUGUUCGAGUACAUAAGUCCGCUUGGCUUCAACAGGAACCUGGCACAAGGGAAAGACCCCCAUGGUCCGUCCUUCACCAUGGGCAAGGCCGUGUGGCUGCUCUGGGGCCUGGUCUUCAACAACUCUGUGCCCGUCCAGAAUCCCAAAGGAACCACCAGCAAGUUCAUCGUGUCCGUGUGGGCCUUCUUCGCUGUCAUCUUCCUGGCCUCCUACACUGCUAACCUGGCUGCCUUCAUGAUCCAGGAGGAGUUUGUGGACCAAGUGACGGGGCUCUCUGACAACAAGUUCCAGAACCCGUAUGCGUAUUCCCCUCCUUUCCGGUUCGGAACCGUGCCAAAUGGUUCUACAGAGAGGAACAUUCGCAAGAACUACCCGGCCAUGCACCAGUACAUGGUCAAGUACCACCAGACCGGUGUCGUGGACGCCUUGGUCAGCCUCAAGUCCGGGAAACUGGAUGCGUUCAUCUAUGACGCUGCAGUGCUGAACUACAUGGCGGGCAGAGACGAGGGUUGUAAGCUGGUGACCAUAGGCAGCGGCUACAUCUUCGCUACCACUGGAUAUGGGAUCGCUCUCCAGAAAGGCUCAUACUGGAAACGACAAGUGGAUCUGGCUAUUCUGGCCAUCAUCGGCGACGGUGAAAUGGAGGAACUGGAGGCCCAAUGGUUGACAGGGAUCUGCCACAACGAGAAGAACGAGGUGAUGUCCAGUCAGCUGGAUGUAGACAACAUGGCGGGUGUCUUCUACAUGCUGGCCACGGCGAUGGGCUUGUCCCUAAUCACCUUCAUCUCUGAGCAUCUCUUCUACUGGAGACUGCGGUACUGCUUCACCGGGGUCUGCUCCGGAACACCCGGGCUUCUCUUCUCCAUCAGUCGUGGAAUAUGGAGUUGUAUCCAUGGCGUACAUAUUGACAUGAAGAAAAAGACAGAUCUGGACUUCAGUCCUCAGGACAAGAUGCUUAAGCUGAUAAAGUCAGCUAAACAGAUGUCCAACAUGGCCAACCUUGCGGCCAACUCUCCCAAACGUGAGUUCAUGCACUCAGCUGGUCCCAUGAUCAUGGACAUGAUGGCAGAGAAGGGCAACUUCAUCUAUGCUGACAACCGAAGCUACGCUCCCAAAGACAUGAUCUACGGGGAUACUGGAGACUUACAAGCCUAUCUUGCCAACCGUCACAAAGACCACCUCAACAAUUACAUUUUCCAGGGUGGACAGCAUCCACUGACCUUGAAUGAUGCCAAUCCCAACUCGGUGGAGGUGGCAGUGAGUGCUGACUCGGUCCAGACUAAUGCAAAGCCGCCCCGCACUCUGUGGAAGAAGUCUGUGGACACACUUCGCUCAGCACCUCCUGGUCCUGCGCCCAUGCCCGACAUGCUCAUGCCUGAUCCCAGACUGUCCAUGAAAACCCAGAGAUACCUCCCUGAGGACACAGCCCACUCGGACAUCUCUGACUGUUCCAGCAGAGCUGCUUCCUACAAGGACCCAGAAAACAACAAGCAUCUAAAGUCCAAGGACAACUUAAAAAAAAGGUCGGUGACGAAAUACCCAAGGGAUUGCAGCGAGGUGGAGCUGUCCUACUUAAAAACUAAACAGGUCAGCGGUGGAACUAACCAAAGCGGGAGGGGACCUGGAGAAAAAAUCUACACUAUAGAAUCAGAUCGAGAAAUGAGCCUUCAUUCCGAUCCCAUUCAGUAUCGUGAGAGCAGAGGGCUGGCUGCUGACGAUCUGGACUACCCCGAGAUCUAUAGUGACCACUGCGAUAACUACAGGAAGUGUGACCAGCCCAUUAUCCAUCUGAAUUCCUCCCCAAUGCAUCACACAGACUCUGAUAUGUUGCCAGACCAAACAUACUCAAAACACUACAGUCUAAAGGAGAAAAACCUUUCUCUGUCACCACAUGAAACUCUUGAUCGAUAUAAACAGACUCACUGCCGCGCUUGCUUGUCUAAAAUGACAACUAGCUAUCCAGCUGGUGGAUCCUAUCCCUCCUCAGGGUCUGCUACACGCUCCCCCUACAAUCGAUGUGAAGCCUGCCUCCACACAGCAAAUCUGUAUGAUAUCAGUGAGGACCACCUACUCGCUGAAUCCCUGAUCAGUCCUACCAUGCACCUCCAGCACCCACAGACACAGGACGAGAUGUUUGGGUUAUACUGGCCCCAAACCGACGGGCCACAUGUCCAAAAGAGAAACCGCCUAAGGCUGAGUCGGCAGCACUCCUUUGACAACAUCAUGCUUGAAAAACCCAAGGACUCAGACCAGGGGCGACCUGCACGCAGCGUAAGUCUCAAGGAGAAGGAUCGUUUCCUGGAUUCUGCCUCCGACUCCCAAUAUGCCAAUCUUUUUGGCAUGCGGCCCUACUCUGGCAAACUCUUUGGCACAGGCCCCAAAUCUAUGUUUAACCAUAAUUUAGAGGAGAGCAAGAGGAGCAAAUCCCUGUACCCCACUCAUGCCUCUGACAACCCCUUCCUCAGCCACUCACUAAGGGACGACACCAGCAGCAGACUGGUACAUGGGCGAAGCUCCUCAGAUAUUUACAAACAGCUGGCUGUAGCCUCUCCUGCAGCUGUGCUGACAUCAGCUCCCAUUCAACCACGCAGUGAUGCGAACAAUCUCCGCUCCUCUGUUAAGUCCAAUGCUUCAUACUGUUCACGGGACGGACGGAUAGCCAAUGACAUGUACACUAAGGAGCAUGCAAUGCCUUACUCAGCCAAUAAGACUAGUGCAUACCCUGCACAGCGCGGUGUCCUAAACUCAGCCCAGCUCAGCAAUAGACGGCUGUAUAAAAAAGUCCCCAGUCUUGAGUCGGAUGUUUAG